Messenger RNA from Peronospora farinosa, 801 nucleotides. The record is from the annotation of a GenBank genome assembly. Lineage: Eukaryota; Oomycota; Peronosporomycetes; Peronosporales; Peronosporaceae.
AUGACGGACCUGGCCAUCUCUCCGGCGGUGUUAGCCGUAUGUGACCGCUUCGACGCCGCCAACGACCUCGUGCUCGAGCACGUUAACGCAUUCCUGGACUUAUCCCCCAAGUGGACUUUAAUGCGUGCAGCAUUAGCUGGACACUUGCACCUCGUACAACGGGUAAGUCGACGCAAUCCGAAGAAGUUCCAGCGCUGCUGUCAAGAGGCCAUGGAUUCAGCCGCUGAGUUUGGCCACUUGGAGGUGGUGCAAUGGCUACACACGAACCGUCGCGAGGGCUGUACGACGGACGCCAUGGACAUGGCAGCCUGUAACGGCCACUUAAAGAUCGUUCAGUGGCUGCAUAAGAACCGAACAGAGGGCUGCACUACCAACGCCAUUGACUUUGCAGCGCAACUCGGCCACUUGGAGGUGGUGCAGUGGCUGCAUUUCAAUCGAAAGGAAGGAGCCACCCACUACGCUAUCGACAAUGCCGCAACGUACGGACACUUGGACGUGAUCCAGUGGUUGUAUGCACAUCGAGAUGAAGGAUGUUCUCAGUCGGCGGUGGUGAACGCCAUCAAUGCAGGACACGACGACGUGGCCAAGUGGCUGGCAGCCAACUGUAAGAAUAUCUGUAUGGGCAAGAUAGGAUUCGUUGAGUAUUUGGCACGACGAGGCUACUGGGAUGUCGCCGCUUUGAAGGACAAACACCCGUUUUUGAAAGAACUAGUCGACGAGCUGGUCCUCACGGAUAGUGAAGAAGAAGAUCAGCAAGAAAGCUUACGACAAGCGCAGGAGGGAGAUUUUUUAAGGCGGUAG